Messenger RNA from Opisthocomus hoazin, 882 nucleotides. NCBI's taxonomy places the organism in Eukaryota, Metazoa, Chordata, Aves, Opisthocomiformes, Opisthocomidae. The record is from RefSeq and is a predicted model, not a curated record.
UGAGAUCUUUCCACAACUAUCAGUCACAUGAUGACUUACAGCCACAGAUGCGACUGGGAGAUUUUGAAUUUAUUAAUAGGGGUCGUGGGCAGAGGUUGAGACCUUUUGAUGAUCACCAGCCUCACAAUGACUUACAAACAGAGGUGCAACUAAAAGAUUAUGAUAAUAAAGGUCCCGGACAAAGGCGCAGAACUUUUCAUGACCAUCAGCCUCAUGAUGAUUUACAGGAACAGAGUCAGCUGAAAGAUUUUGAUUAUGGUAAUAAAGGGCAUGGAAAAAGGCCAAGACCUUUCCAUGAUCAUCCAGGUCACAAUGACUUGCCACGUGAAUGGUGUGCAGACAGAAAUCAAUCUUUUUCUUCCCAUGAAAAUGUCACAGAACCUCAUUUCUCCUCAUCUCCUUCACUUCACAGAGAUUAUGGGUCUGAUAAUGAUGACUUUAACAGAAGUUAUAGUAAUCGACCAAAUUGUCCUGAAGACAAUAGGAGAAUGCAUCCCUCAGAUGAAUUUAACAGAGGGAAAAGCAGAUUUGCACCAUAUUCUUCACGAACGAUGCAUCCAUCUUCAUCUGUACACCAAGAAGAUAGUUCAGUAGACUAUGAAAGAAAACAUUUUCAAGGUGAAACUGCCAGAGAGAUGGAACAAAGAAAAAGAUUACCAGUAGUAACAGUUGAUUACAAUUAUGGUCUGCCAUUAGAUUAUGGACCUGAAGAGGAAGAGAGGACACAUUAUGAUUUACCUCCAAGAGACCGCUACAACUGGAACUGAAUAAAAUGGACAAUGUUUGCUCAGAGUAGACUUACCCAUUUUACUUUGUAUGUGGACCAAUUUAUUUUUUUAAAAAACAAAUUAGGAAAAGGCAAAUUUCAGUAGUAGAGAACUG